Fusarium coffeatum is the source of this 1578-nucleotide messenger RNA. RefSeq lists its product as uncharacterized. The record is from RefSeq and is a predicted model, not a curated record. Gene Ontology annotation, biological process: carbohydrate transport; transmembrane transport. NCBI's taxonomy places the organism in Eukaryota, Fungi, Ascomycota, Sordariomycetes, Hypocreales, Nectriaceae. Gene Ontology annotation, molecular function: carbohydrate:proton symporter activity. The coding region runs from base 1 to 1578 and encodes 525 amino acids. Gene Ontology annotation, cellular component: membrane. The transcript is spliced from 3 exons.
AUGGGCAGGGACACCCUGGAUGCUAAAGCAGAUGUGGCUAUGACCGAAGACGCCAGCCACGUCGUCGCCGAUGAAACGAUUGAUCUCGAUCAAAGAAUCCAGGCACUUGUCGCUGCCGCGCCCCCAUUCUACAAGAACAAAAGCCUUUUUCGGCUGUAUCUUCUCAUCGUUCCGACAUGUUUGUGCGCGGCUAUUACUCUGGGCUUUGAUGCCAGCAUGAUGUCUGGUCUCCAAGCUGUGCCAUCGUGGGAUGAAUACUUUGGCCAACCUCGAGGUGCGCUUCUUGGUAUCAUGUCGGCUAUUCUACCUCUCGGAUGUGUCGUUGCGACGCCUUUUAUCAGUCUUGUCGGUGAUCGAUACGGACGUCGCAUGGGUAUUUUUGUUGGUGCUAUUAUUAUGAUUAUUGGUGCUGUCAUCCAAGGCGCCUCUGUUAAUUUUGGCAUGUUCCUCGCUUCCCGCUUUAUUAUCGGUUUCGGUCUCGUUUUCGCCAACGCCUACGCUCCUAUGCUCAUUGGAGAGCUAGCCCAUCCCAAGGAACGACAGGUCAUCACCUCCCUCUACCAAACCUCCUGGUACAUCGGUGCUAUUCUUGCCGCCUGGGUUACCUUCGGAACCUUUCGUAUUCCCAGUGAAUGGUCGUGGAGAAUUCCAUCUCUGCUCCAAGCUGCACCCGCCCUGUUCCCCAUCUCUUUCGUCUUCUGUCUACCUGAGUCCCCACGAUGGCUUAUCGCCAACGGUCGAAGCGAAGAAGCAAAGGCUAUGUUGGUCAAGUGGCAUGCUAAUGGCGACGAAAACGAUGAACUGGUGAAGCUGGAGUUUAUCCAGAUGCGAAACGUUAUCGAGGCUGAAGUAGGCAACGAGACGGGCUGGAAGGAUCUAAUCAAGACUCCUGGAAACCGCAAGCGAGUCUUCAUCCUCGUUUGUCUUGGAUGCUUCAGUCAAUGGUCCGGCAACGGUCUUGUAUCGUACUACUUGGUCCGUGUUCUAGAGACAGUUGGUGUGUCCGAUGCUCAGGAACGAAACAUUCUCAAUGGCUGCCUGAUGAUCUUCAACUGGCUUACCUCGGUCGCCUCCGCCUUCCUCACCGCCCACAUGAAGCGUCGCACACAGUUCCUUCUUUCUGUUGGAGGUAUGCUCGGCGUCUUUGCCAGCCAGACUCUCUGCGCUGGUCUGUUCAACGAGGACCAUAAUGUUGCUGCAGGCAAAGCUGUCAUUGCCACGCUCUUCCUGUUCUACUUCUUCUACAACCUGGCUUUCAACGCCCUUCUUUACUCUUAUCCAGUUGAGAUUCUGCCUUAUCCCAUCCGGGCCAAGGGAUUCUCGCUUCUCAUGUUCUUUGGCAAGGCUAGUAACUUCAUCAACACCAUGGUCAAUCCCAUUGGCCUCCAGGCUCUGGCUUGGAAGUUCUACUUUGUCUAUGUUGCCUGGCUAACUGUCGAGCUUGCAAUUGUAUGGAAGUUCUUUAUUGAGACCAAGGGACCUAGUCUUGAGGCUAUUGCGGCUGUUUUCGAUAGCGACAACACAUCUGCUACGUCUAGUAGCUCUGAUACUAAGAAGGAGAUACUUGAUAAGGAGUAA